AUGCCUCGGAUUAUUGUAUCCUUUGGCGGUGGGCAUUUCACCGACAUUCACGAAACGGUUCUGCAAACUCAGAAAGCGCUCCGGGAGGCGUUUGUAGAUACAAAUGUGGUGAUCACCGAUCUGGACCAAACGUUGACCACUGGGGCCAGAACAUAUUCGGAUAAAGAUUAUGAGUUUCAACGAGUCAUUGCGCGCUUGGAGGAACCAUUGGAGUUAGAUACUUGGGAGGCCGUGUUGGUCUGUGGGAGGUAUGCCCUUUUUGACCCCAAAAUUAACGAACUAGCACACCUGAAAGUAUAUAUGGAUAGUGAUGGAGAUCGGCGCUUGAUAGACCUUAUCCGCAGACAUGGAGUCAAUGACUCCGAGACUUUGGCGGUGUUGAUCCGGGAAUACAUGUCAGACCUCAGACCCGAAAUGCAAAAAUAUAUCGAACCCACCAAGGCCUAUGCUGAUCUGAUAAUACCGAGCAGGAGCGACAGUGUGGGGUCCGCCAUUGUCGUGGAUAGUAUUGUCAAGAUCGUGGAUGAUAGCAAAGGUGGGGCGUCGCACACAACCAAACUAUUCCCACAUUUGGAUUUCCAAGCAGAGUCGCUGGAUAUCGAAAAGGAGAAAUACUACGAUUUAAGCUGA
Lachancea dasiensis is the source of this 630-nucleotide messenger RNA. NCBI's taxonomy places the organism in Eukaryota, Fungi, Ascomycota, Saccharomycetes, Saccharomycetales, Saccharomycetaceae. The record is from the annotation of a GenBank genome assembly.